This is a messenger RNA of Carassius gibelio (silver crucian carp), 1310 nucleotides long. It is a transcript of the gene cibar1, whose product is annotated as CBY1 interacting BAR domain containing 1. Gene Ontology annotation, biological process: cilium assembly. The coding region runs from base 147 to 1085 and encodes 312 amino acids. The record is from RefSeq and is a predicted model, not a curated record. Lineage: Eukaryota; Metazoa; Chordata; Actinopteri; Cypriniformes; Cyprinidae. Gene Ontology annotation, cellular component: ciliary basal body; ciliary transition zone. The transcript is spliced from 8 exons.
AGGACGGCGUUCUUUCAGAUUUCCUGUUGAAGCUUCAGCACAGAGACACAAAACAGCUUUUAGCUUUUUAAAUACAUCAAGAGAUCUCUUGAGAUUUUAUUUUUAACUAAUAUAUAUAUAUAUAUAGAUAUUGGUUACUAGUAAUCAUGAGCCGCACUCCUGAUGCAAGAGCGAGAGACACCCAGACCAAGCAGAUCCAAGAGAACAUCACCAAUGUUGAGAAGCACUUCGGAGAUCUCUGCCAACUUUUUUCUGCUUACGUCCGUAAAACUGCACGACUGCGGGACAAAGCCGACCUUCUGGUUAAAGAAGUCGGCCUUUAUGCUGACACAGAGACACCGAACCUGAAACUUGGACUGAAGAACUUUGCAGAUCAGCUGGCAAAGAUUCAGGACUAUCGACAAGCAGAAGUGGAGAGGCUAGAAGUGAAAGUUAUAGAGCCUUUGACAGCAUAUGGGAAUAUUGUCAAAACGAAAAGGGAGGACUUGAAGCAGACGCAGACUGCACGGAACAGAGAGGCCAAGCAGAUGCAGCAGCUUGAAAGGAUGAGGCAGAGAAACCCCUCAGACAGACAGAUUAUUGUAUCCUACAACCAUUUUGUACUUUACAUCUCUUUGUCUACUGUGUCACGAAAGGCUGAGAGUGAACUCCAGAGAGCCACGAUGGAUGCCACUCGCACGACUCGCCAGCUGGAGGAGACAAUAGAUGACUUUGAAAAGCAGAAGAUUCGUGAUAUCAAGAAAAUUCUCGGUGAGUUUGUAACAGUGGAGAUGACAUUCCAUGCCAAGGCUUUGGAAAUUUACACAACUGCCUACCAGCACAUUCAGAAUGUGGAUGAGGAAGGAGACCUUGAGGUGUUCAGGAACUCACUGCACCCCCCUGAUUACCAGUCUGGAUUAGAAAUAGUCCGUGCCAAUUCUAAACUGUCCCUAAAUAGAACUGGUACAUCAAUGAGUAAAUCAGGAACAAUGCAGUCAAGAACGUCUAGCAGACAGAGGAAAAGGGAUGACGACGAAGAUGAGGAUGAGGAGGAAGAUGACGAAGAUGAGGAUGAUUUGGAGGAAGUGACUGAUGAUGAGCAUUAAAAUAUUUUCUUUGCCAUUUCAACAAAUAUCUUUAGACCGUGACAUUCCUGAACUGUAUUUAAGAGUAUUUGAAUGGAGAUGAGUGAUAUUAUAAAACUAAUUUGCAUCACCAUCAAUAAAUGUGAUGUAAUGAUAGCUGAGUUAUGGUAGGUAAAGGUGAGUGCAAGGUUAGAUGUUUGCUCUCUUGUAAAUCAUAUACUAUAAAAUUAUAUAUAUACUGAAAAA